Molecule: messenger RNA, 1720 nt
Organism: Schizosaccharomyces cryophilus OY26
Lineage: Eukaryota; Fungi; Ascomycota; Schizosaccharomycetes; Schizosaccharomycetales; Schizosaccharomycetaceae
Product: Smc5-6 complex non-SMC subunit Nse6
Exons: 1
Coding region: 96-1664 (522 amino acids)
Source: RefSeq, a predicted model, not a curated record
CUUUCAUGAUACUUUGAGAGCGAGUUCUUUGUGAAAUCGACUAUGGAGUUCACAUCUCAUCCAUAUUCCAUGUUGGAUCCUUGAUUUCUCCGUCAAUGGAAAAUACCGAGUCAAAAAGCUUCUCGAAGAAAAACGAUGACUUUGAUAACUUAGAUACUAGUAUUCUUAAUAGUGAUUCAGAUGAUUUUGACACAUUACCAGAAAUCCCAUUGUCAAAGGGAGAGACUAACAGUCGUUCUCGAAACCUGUACUUAAAGAAUGAUACUUCGGACUUCUCUUCAUAUAAAUGGAGCAUAGAUCGUCUUUCGAGUACUGCUACUCUGGAUGAUAUGAACCGAAAGCGACGAAAGUUCGCAGUCGAAAGACUUCUUUACUAUGACAAGGGACAGCUUGAAAACCAGGAAGAAAUUGGCAUAAGUAAUCUAGUCAAUGAGAAUCUCGGAUCGGAAGUCUUAAAUUUGUUACGAACGAAUUCUGUCAGAUCCGGCACCUUACAAUACCAUUACUAUAAUCCGUCUUUGGCUGAACCAGAAGCUUAUAUAAAUUUACCAAAACUUUCCAUAUCAGAGGAAUUGAAACAUCAGUUACUUAAUUGUCCUGUUUAUAUUUUUGAGGUUGUUGCAUGUUCCAAUUUAAUACCUCCUUCAAUCAUAUCCUGUGUCCUGGUUUAUCGCUUUUUCAAUUCGUUCUAUUCCCCUCCAAGAUCUACAUGGCUGGAAUGCUUAAAAACAUAUCUACAUUCGAACAUUCAAUCCAAGCGCGAUUCUGGAUUGGAUGUAAAUUUCUUCUAUAGGCAAGUUUGCCAAAAGGUAGGUUUUAAUACCCAAAAGCGUUACCAAUCCGUCCGUUCAGAAACUAUUAGUCCAAAAGAAGUAUGCUCUAUAGUCCUGAAUGAUUCAUCUGACGUUAAUUUUUUCGUUCAAUGUUGUCAACUUAUGUAUCCCAUUUGUCCUCAGAAACUUCAAUCUAUUAUAGUACAAGAUGUUUUUCGCUGCUUGUUAGAUAUCAAAGUCGGACAUAGCUGCCGAUUGUCUUUUAUGAAAUUCAUGGAGUUGACUAUUACAUCGGAAAAGCCACAUUUUUUUUACGACUUGGUUCGUCUUUCUGAUCAGCCUCCUGUAUGGGUAAGCAUUUUAUCAUCCUUACCUUCCAAUUCCCCUAGAGUUGUUCAUUUUCGCACAAAUUUAGCUAUUCAUUGGUUUCUGGGGACCCUACCUGAACCCGCAUUCAUACUUUCUUCUAUCUGUGAGCAACUUGAUACAUUACUGGAUCGAUGCAGGAAUGAGGAUUACACUGAUCUAUUAUUCUUAACUAUGACCUUUAGCUAUACAGUAGCUGGACUCGAUUUAAAAAGGAGUGAAAACUUGUCUUUGAUCUUGGAAAAAUUGCGAAAACUUAAUCUAGCCAUUCCCGGUACGACCGAGCAUCUAUUGUUAUCGAGAUGUGAGGUAAAGGAUUAUAUUCAUCGUCUAUAUAUGGUAAUAUAUUAUGAAAAUUCAGAUGUUUAUUCGGAAUUAGAACGGACGAUUGAAAAAGAUCAGGGUUCAGUAAGAAAACAAAACGAACCGCCCAAAGGAAAUACUGCAAGGAAUACACCCAAAAAAUCCUCAACGAAUAGAAAAGGAGGUAAAAAGAAACGGAGAAGGAAUAAAAGUCAGGGUUAAAGUUUCUAAAACCGAUUUUAUUAGUAUCACGUAGCAGACAUAUCAAUGAACGAAGU